AUGGAUUCCGACGAUUCCGACGAUGUUGAAAUCCAAGAGGACAAACCCGCGGACAAAGAAGAUGAUAAAGAUGCGAACGGAAAGAGAGCAAGUGGAAGUGGAAAAAAUGCGAAGAUUUCGAUGACGAAAGGCGAUAAUUAUACGAAGGUAAACAUUUUGUUUUGAAAAAGUGGAAACAUCUCAUUUUCAGCUGACGUUCACGCAGUGUAGCCGGAUCAUUUCACAAAUUGAAAUGAAUCCUUGUCUCUGGAAUCUGCGAGAAAAGGACUACAAAGACACGCCUUUGAAAAACGGUCUGUGGGCCGACAUAGAGAAGUCGGUGGAGUUUCUCAAGAGAGACCGAGGUAUCACUGGUUGCCACUAUAAAAGAUGGUGAUUUUGAUUUUUCAGGCUGUACUUUGCGGAAAGUUUGGAACACGCUGGUGGCCGCAUAUCGCGUAGAACGAAAGGCGUCGAUGAAACCAAGUGGGAGCUCGAGUGCAAAAGCCCGUCCUUCAUUCCCAUAUUAUGAAGAAAUGGGAUUUGGACAACGUAUACAGAGACAAAUCACCACCUCCGUAAGUGAAAGGUUAGGAGGCCGACUUAAUCCGAAAUCCUUCAGAAUUCACAAUGAAACUAUUGGAUUCGUCCGUCGAGAUGUUGGCGUCGACACUCCGAAAAGAAUGAAGAGGGAGAAGUACGACUGGCAAACUGGAAGCGACGACGCCGACGCCGAUUUGAAGCUAUUCAUGAAGGAGUCCCGCGAAGUUCUGAGAAGCUUCGGCCAGCGCAGAAACGACGGGAGACGGGAAUUCGAGGCAGUCACCAAGUUGCUGACUGAGACCCUCCGCUCGAUUCCUCCUACUUCCCAGCUUCUCCUUCAAGGAGAGAUAGCACAACUGUGCGAAAAGUACAAGAAGAAAGACGUCACGCUCACCACCGCCGCUUCGUCCUCAGGAUCUGGAGAAGGAUGGGAGAACCUGGACAAUUUUAAUUUUAAUUUUUAA
Caenorhabditis sp. 36 PRJEB53466 is the source of this 986-nucleotide messenger RNA. NCBI's taxonomy places the organism in Eukaryota, Metazoa, Nematoda, Chromadorea, Rhabditida, Rhabditidae. The record is from the annotation of a GenBank genome assembly.